This is a messenger RNA of Oncorhynchus gorbuscha (pink salmon), 1690 nucleotides long. RefSeq names its product U1 small nuclear ribonucleoprotein C-like. The record is from RefSeq and is a predicted model, not a curated record. Gene Ontology annotation, cellular component: U1 snRNP; nucleus. Bases 597 to 1070 code for a protein of 157 amino acids. Gene Ontology annotation, biological process: mRNA splicing, via spliceosome; mRNA 5'-splice site recognition; spliceosomal snRNP assembly. Gene Ontology annotation, molecular function: pre-mRNA 5'-splice site binding; zinc ion binding. The transcript has 6 exons. Lineage: Eukaryota; Metazoa; Chordata; Actinopteri; Salmoniformes; Salmonidae.
UUUGAUCGCAGCAUACGUCAACCCAUGGCCAAUUCACGAGGGUCGAUGUAGCGACAUAAUCUGCCAACUCGGAGGUCACACCUAAAACGGUCAACUAUUUGUUUUAGUUUUCGCAAUAGAUCAAUUAAUCUGUAAUUAAGCUGCAACCAUCAAACAACAGGUGGUGAACACAACAGAUAAACGCUAUAUUUUGUCAUCGAGUCCGCGCUGCGCCAGCUCAGGCCGACCCUCUUGAACUAAACCACGGUUGGCGUUUCAGGUCGCCUACAUUGCAGACGUGUUGCGCAUUAUCAUAUCUCAGAAUAACUUUUUGCACUACAAAAUGAUUUCUUAUGAAUGCAUACAGUACUCACAAUGUAAUGCCAAAUGGUCAAUUCAGAAAUGUGUCAUACAAUUUAUAAGACAUUGAUUCUCAGAUUCUGUACCCGAAUUUGUAUUAUCUGCAAUACCGAUAGUGGAGGGAGGUGGCGCUGCAGUUAUUAUGCGGACCCUAACGAGGACGCGUCUCCUCUCAUCUUAAAGCAGUCGUUGUUUACUUAGACUUCCGGUAAAGGGAAAGGGGUUUUCAACGUUUGGUGUAAGCUAGGCUGAUCGAAAUGCCGAAGUUUUAUUGUGACUACUGUGACACUUACCUAACUCAUGACUCGCCCUCUGUGAGGAAAACACACUGCAGUGGCCGCAAACACAAAGAAAAUGUAAAAGACUAUUACCAGAAAUGGAUGGAAGAACAAGCACAGAGCCUCAUUGACAAAACAACUGCUGCCUUCCAACAAGGGAAGAUGCCCCCAACACCAUUCCCAGGAGCCCCACCUCCAGGGGGUGCCAUGAUCCCUCCACCAAACCUCCAUGGCCCACCACGUCCAGGGAUGCUACCAACACCGCAGAUGGGUGGUCCUCCAAUGAUGCCCAUGAUGGGUGGAAUGGGACCACCCCCACCUGGAAUGAUGGGUGGUCCAGGUAUGCGACCUCCAAUGGGUGGCCGAAUGCAGAUGAUGCCUGGACAUCACAUGAUGCGACCUCCCGGUCAUCCAAUGAUGAUGCGGCCAAUGAUGGCACGGCCAGACCGAUAAACUCUCCCCUCCUCCCUCAAACACACACUGUGGGUUUGUUCCACAUGAUCACUAAAUCUUAGGUUCUCACUUCUCCCCUAAAGUAAUUUGAUUAGGGAAAUCUAUGGUUGAUUAAGUUGGUCUAAAGCAUUUAAUGAAGUCGCUGACAAGUGCCAAGGUCCCUUAUAUUUAGCCACUUGAUCGUAGAAACAUUGUUAAUUUUAUGUCAAACUACCAAGUAGAUUUGAAGGUGCGUAAGAGAUUCCGUGGAACUAACCUUUUGGCAAAUCCCUCCCCACUCUACAUCUGUCUCUAGGACUUAACUUUACAUAAUACUUUUGGUCAUCUUGCCUUUGCUGUCCUCCCACCCAUUUUCCCUGGAUGGAUUUCAUUUUUAUUAUGCUACAGCUUUUAUAAUAAUCCCCUCUGCUUAUUCCAAUUUUCCCUGCCCAUCCUUGUUAGUUUGGUGUCUUGGCACAUGCUAAAGACAAAACAGGAACAUAUGAGGAGGUUGUUGAAUGUGUUUUUGUCAUUCACAUAGAGGUGUAUUAAGGUCUGUUUUUAGUUGGCAGUACCAUUCGGAUGAAGCAUUGUAUCAACUGUUUUUAAAAAAAAUUUUUAAAACAAUUUUUAUGAGCUGA